Cantharellus anzutake is the source of this 1433-nucleotide messenger RNA. RefSeq lists its product as uncharacterized. Gene Ontology annotation, molecular function: metal ion binding; protein binding. Bases 111 to 1307 code for a protein of 398 amino acids. The record is from RefSeq and is a predicted model, not a curated record. Lineage: Eukaryota; Fungi; Basidiomycota; Agaricomycetes; Cantharellales; Hydnaceae. The transcript has 8 exons.
UAUACUUCACUCCUCCUUUCUUCCGCCAUCGUGAGCGUCGACUCGCCCCUCGCGGACAUUCGCUUCUCUCAUUCACCCCGAACAACUGUCCAUACAUCAAUACUGAUCAGAUGCCUGCACCAACUCCGGACCCCAAUCGACCAUGCCUCGAAAUGGUUCGACUUGGCGUAUGCCGUUUUGGAACCAGAUGCGCAUUUGUUGAGUCGCAUUCCUGGGAUCGUGCAAAGCUACGGAAAGCAAGCGCAUGCCACGCGUUUCGGAAUCGCAGAGAAUGCCCAAGAGGAAAGGAGUGCAAAUUUUUGCACCUUGAACUUCCACCCGACCCAUGCUGGCAAUUCGUAGCUACUGGUCGUUGUUAUCGCGGUUCAACCUGCAGGUACUCCCACACCAAGCCCUCAGUGCCAGAACCAGAGCCCGAGAAACGACGCAGCAAGGAUAAAGACAAGCGUCCUGACACGAGCAACAAGGAGUCAAGUCGAAAGCCUAAGUAUACCCGCAAUCCUGAACAGGAGGACGAAGACGCUUCAGACUCCAAGUAUCACAGGGAGCGUUCCACGCAUCGUUGUAACCCCUCCAGCCAGACAAACAAUAAAACCAAAAACAAUCACAAAUAUGCGCCACCUCCCUACACGCCUCCUACCCCUGACCCUCCCCCUCCCCCUCCUCCUCCACCACGUCAGGUCAGCCGGGACUCUAGCAUUGGGACUGAAGCAUAUCAAAGGGGUGAUUAUAAACAAGCUAUAAGAUCGUUCACACGUGCAUUGGAUGGAAAGGAUGUCCAGCAGGGUGACCGCAUUUCUUUGCUCAGCAAUCGGGCACAUUCCUAUCACAGACUUUAUGAAUUGGAACGCGAUAAUAAAUUCCUCGACACGAUCCUGGAAGAUUGCCUUGAUGUAAUCAAACUCGCAGGGUCGACGGGUCAUUUCAAGUGCACUAUACUCGCUUCCAAAGUUCAUCUCUAUCAACUCCAGUUCGACGAAGCGAUGAAGCUAGCCAAAUCUGCACACGGAAAGACGGAUGGUAAUGUUGCCAGGCUCACAGCUGUACUCGAUCUCAUGGAUUGUAUCACCUCUGGACGAAUCGCCGAACAAAGGAAACUCGACUUGGAAGAGAAACGUCUCAGAGAGGGACGAGAGAAAAACACAGCAGAGGCAAGACGAGUGAAGGCUUUGCUUGCAGUCUUUGCGACGAUGACUCCUCAUGAGAUCUUGGAAUUGGCACCGACCGCAACCAAGUGUGAGAUUAAGCUCGCAUACAAGAAAGCGGCCCUCAAAUAUCACCCCGAUAAGCCUGGAGGAGGUACGUAGGCUGUCAUUAUGUCUGAGUAAUCGUGCUGAUGAUCCCCACCCAAGACAAACUGCUGUUCCAGAAGGUAUGUUCUGGGGUUCGCUGCUGAUGUGAAGUCGCUGACCUAAAGAUCAAAAACGUGAAAU